Caenorhabditis sp. 36 PRJEB53466 is the source of this 1387-nucleotide messenger RNA. Lineage: Eukaryota; Metazoa; Nematoda; Chromadorea; Rhabditida; Rhabditidae. The record is from the annotation of a GenBank genome assembly.
AUGAGCCAGGUCAGAGGUAAUCGUAAGGUUUCUGAGAGAAGUUACAGCUUCACAAUUUCCACUCCUCCGUAUGCUUUGCCGGCCCGUGCGGCUUACCGUUUCUCCUGAGACUUAAACCAGGCGUACAUGAAUCGAUAGAGACCUCGUUUUAAGAAAGUCAAAACCGAAUGUGUUAACAAUCCCCCAUUUGCAGCUGUCUCUGAUCGGAGUGGUGGCGAACUGGACGGUCGCCCUGCUCAUCCGCCAACUUCCGUCGCUGAAUAACUCGUUCGGCCGUCUGACCGCUUCUCAAUCGGUCGGCGACGCGCUUCACUCCACCCUCUUCGCCUUUUACUUUGUGCCCAUGUGUCUUUUGUGAGUCGCUCAUGCCAAUCGUCGAUUUCAGAAAUUGUGUGUUCAGCAACAUUGACGUCCUGAAAAAGUACUCGAUUCACUGCGGUCAUUUGCUUCUCAUCGCCUACGACAUCUCCACUUAUUCCCAUUUUUGCAUCUCGAUCAACCGCUUCUGCUCGAUCGUCUCGCCGAUCAAAUACGAAACGAUUUUCAGGUACCACCACGACUUUAUUUGUUUGUUUUUAACUUCUGGAAGCCGAAUUUCAGCAUGUCCAACACCAAAAAGCUCAUAAUGUUCUCCUGGGCGCUCGCCAUUCUUCCCACUUUCUACCUUUAUGUCUACAGUAAUCUUAAACCUUUUAAAACACAUGUUCUGGCCAAUUUCAGACGAUUGCAACUUCUACUAUAUCGAAGAUUUCUGGGUGUUCACCUUCAAAAACACGCCCGUCUGCAAUACAAUCGUCUGGUACGCCGACUUUCUCAAGUACAACUCGAUCGUUCUCACAAUUGUGAUCAUCGACGUGAUUACCGUGUCGAAAGUCCGACAUUUCAAGGCUCACGUAGGAAAGUGGUACGGAAACCGCAUAUAUUUAAUAUUGUAGCUCUCAAAAACCGUGUCACAAGCGCAGUCAAAGCGAAAGAGCAGCGAGAUGAACUUUCUGAAGCAGGCGUGUCUCCAAGCCUUUGUUUUUGUCUGCGAACUCAUCACCUACUUCAUAAUCACUCCGAGAGUCGACGGAACUGAGCGUUGGCUCCGAUUCUUCCUCUCCACCGUCGCCUGGGUCUGUGUUCACAUGAUUGAUGGGUCUGUCUUCACCAACAAAAAACCGCCUAGCACCCGCAUUUUCCUUGCAGAAUAAUCACUCUGAGCUUCAACAACGAAUUCACUCAAACCAUCUGUCGUCGCAUCAAAAUCAGUGGGUCAUAUACCCUUUUUUUCAGAUUCUCUAAAAAAUUAAAUUUUCCAGAAGACCUCUCCGCCUACACUUCUUCUAAUCUUCCGGAGAACACCUCGACAAAUGUUAGCCACCACCACAUCGUCUCGAGAUUCUGA